Coccinella septempunctata (seven-spotted ladybird) is the source of this 1921-nucleotide messenger RNA. It is a transcript of the gene CCT1, whose product is annotated as T-complex protein 1 subunit alpha. Lineage: Eukaryota; Metazoa; Arthropoda; Insecta; Coleoptera; Coccinellidae. Gene Ontology annotation, molecular function: ATP-dependent protein folding chaperone; ATP hydrolysis activity; ATP binding. The coding region runs from base 88 to 1761 and encodes 557 amino acids. Gene Ontology annotation, cellular component: chaperonin-containing T-complex. The transcript has 5 exons. The record is from RefSeq and is a predicted model, not a curated record. Gene Ontology annotation, biological process: protein folding.
UAACUCCUUGACGGCUCCGGCAUCCAUUGCCGAAAGAAAAUCAGAAAAUCAUAAUUUUUGACUUCGUGAGGUGUAUGUGAAUAAAAAAUGUCGAUUUUAGCUAGUCCCCUUUCUGUUGCCGGAACCAGAACUUCUGGAACGUCAGUUCGCACACAAAAUGUGAUGGCUGCAGCUUCCAUUGCUAACAUAGUAAAAAGUUCACUUGGACCUGUGGGUUUAGAUAAAAUGUUGGUUGAUGAUAUUGGCGAUGUUACAGUCACCAAUGAUGGUGCUACUAUAUUGAAAUUAUUAGAAGUUGAACAUCCUGCUGCUAAGAUUCUAGUUGAAUUAGCCCAACUUCAAGAUGAGGAAGUUGGUGAUGGAACUACCUCUGUUGUUAUAUUAGCUGCAGAACUGUUGAAGAGUGCUGAAGAGUUGGAUAAGCAAAAGAUUCAUCCCACCUCAACAAUCAGUGGUUACAGAUUAGCUUGUAAAGAAGCUUGCAGAUAUAUUCAAGAGCAUCUCACUAUUCCAGUAGAAGAACUUGGUAAAGAAUCAAUAAUUAAUAUUGCAAAGACAUCUAUGAGUUCAAAGAUCAUUGGAGCUGAUGCUGAUCUGUUCUCUAGUAUGGUAGUUGAUGCAGCACAUGCAAUCAAAAUUACUGAUGCUAAGGGUAAUCCGAUGUACCCUAUUAAAGCCAUCAACAUUUUAAAGGCACAUGGUAAAAGUGCUAAAGAAAGUGUUUUAGUUCAAGGCUAUGCUUUGAAUUGUACUGUAGCUAGUCAAGCUAUGCCCAAAAAAAUUACAAAUGCGAAAAUCGCUUGCUUGGACUUCAGUUUACAGAAAACAAAGAUGAAAAUGGGGGUUGAGGUUCUUAUUACUGAUCCAACCCAGUUGGAAGCUGUGAGAGCUAGGGAAUUUGAUAUUACAAAAGAACGAAUCCAAAAGAUUUUGUCAACUGGAGUUAAUGUGAUCUUAUGCUCUGGUGGAAUUGACGACUUAUGUUUGAAAUAUUUUGUUGAACACAAUGCAAUGGGAGUAAGAAGAGUAAAAAAAGCAGAUUUGAGAAGGAUUGCCAAGGCUACAGGGGCUACUUUCAUAACAUCGCUAACCAAUAUGGAAGGUGAAGAGGUAUUUGAUGCUAGCAUGAUGGGUGAGGCUGCUGAAGUAGUCCAAGAAAGAAUCUCAGAUGAUGAAUUAAUACUCAUCAAAGGGCCAAAAGCCCGCACUGCCGCUUCUAUUAUACUGCGCGGUCCCAAUGACUUCUACUGUGACGAAAUGGAACGAUCUGUACAUGAUGCUCUAUGUGUAGUAAAAAGGGUGCUUGAAUCAAAGAGUGUUGUAACUGGAGGAGGUUCAGUUGAAGCAGCUCUGUCCCUCUAUUUGGAGAACUUUGCAACCACCUUGAGUUCUAGGGAACAACUGGCAAUUGCUGAAUUCGCCAAGAGCUUGUUAGUUAUACCAAAAACGUUGGCAGUAAAUGCAGCACUUGAUGCUACAGAUCUUGUGGCAAAAUUGAGAGCAUAUCAUAAUUCAAGCCAAACCAAAGCAGAUCAUGCACACCUGAAGUUUGUUGGCUUAGAUUUGAUUGAAGGAACAAUCAAAGAUAACAAGAAAGCAGGUGUUCUUGAACCCACAGUAUCAAAGGUGAAGUCUUUGAAAUUUGCGACUGAGGCAGCGAUAACCAUAUUGAGAAUCGAUGAUAUGAUCAAGUUGGACCCUGAAAGGAAGCCUGGAAAAGAUUACAGAAGUGCAAUGGAGAGUGGCGAAUUAUAUGAUUAAAAGAGUUUUUCUUAUCUUUUUAUUUAAUAUGCUUCAGUAUUUGUAUGAAUUUUCAAUGAAUAAUUGACAAAACUUUGUACUAACAUCACUAGAUGUUUUACGACUUAUUAAUUUUUUCAGUCAAAUAAAGAUUGCUGGUAAUCCAAGCACAUAACAUCUA